Messenger RNA from Oryza brachyantha (malo sina), 1537 nucleotides. RefSeq lists its product as uncharacterized. Gene Ontology annotation, cellular component: chloroplast. The transcript has 6 exons. NCBI's taxonomy places the organism in Eukaryota, Viridiplantae, Streptophyta, Magnoliopsida, Poales, Poaceae. The record is from RefSeq and is a predicted model, not a curated record. Bases 94 to 1218 code for a protein of 374 amino acids.
CGCGCGCCUCUAAAAAAAAUAAUAUCUUUCCUCCCGCUCUUCCCCGCUUCCCCCGCAAACUUCCUCUACGCCGCAUCGCAUCGCACGGCCGCCAUGGCCACCUCGCUGCUCCUGGAGGCCGCCCCGCGGUUCCUCUCGCCGCCGCGGCGGCCUGUCCCAGCUCGCGGUGGGCUCCUCCUCCUCAAGCCCACGCUUUUCCCCGCCCGCCUCCGCGCGCACCCAGCGCGUGGGGUGUCUCCCGCCGCCGCGCCGGAGCCGCCGCCGAGGCCGCGCGCGCUGCUCGACGCGGUCAAGAGGUCCCUCCUCGACUCGCUUGCCGCGCUCAAGAAGCCCGCACUGGCGCUGCUCCUCGCUGGGGCUCUGCUCGCCGCGGGGAGUCCCCACGGCGCGGCGCUGGCGGCCUCGGGCGGCCGCGUCGGCGGGUCCGCAUUCUCGUCGCGGUCGUCGCCGCCGUCGUACGGGUACACUGCGCCGGCUCCGAGGGGCGGGUACUCGGCCGCGCCCUUCUACUCGCCCUCGCCGUUCGUGUCCGUCGGCCCGGCGGUCGGCAUCGGGUUCGGGGGAUCCAGCUUCUUUUUCGUGCUUAUGGGGUUCGCUGCAUUCCUUUACCUCGCCGGUUUCCUCUCCGAUUCUUCCGGCGGCAGCGUGCUCACCGAGACGGAGAAGACCACCGUUCUGAAGCUGCAGGUUGGCUUGCUAGGCAUGGCCCGAUCAUUCCAGAAAGAGCUUGAUCAGAUAGCUGAGAAGGCAGAUACAUCUACCCCAGCAGGGCUGAGCUAUGUGCUAACUGAGACAACAUUGGCAUUACUUAGGCAUCCAGAUUGCUGCAUCUCAGCUUAUUCAUCAGUUGAUGUGAAACGAAGCAUAGAUGAUGGAGAGAAGCGUUUUAAUCAACUAUCAAUUGAGGAACGAGGCAAAUUUGAUGAAGAGACACUUGUUAAUGUGAACAGCAUCAAGAGGCAAAAAGCAGGAAGCCAAAGAUCGGACGGUUUUAGCAACGAGUACAUUGUGAUAACCGUAUUGGUUGCUGCUGAGGGUGUACAUAAGCUACCUGGUAUAAAUAGCAGCGGUGACUUGAAGACAGCUCUACAGAAGCUUGGUGCCAUACCAUCAAGCAAAAUACUGGCAGUUGAGGUCCUAUGGACUCCACAAAACGAGAACGACACACUGUCAGAGCGAGAGCUGCUGGAAGAUUACCCGCUUUUGAGACCCCUAUGAAGAAUGCAUUGUAGAUCCAUUUUUGCCGUAUUUCAGCUUGUUAACUAUAGCCCAGGUUGUCUGUAAAAAUAGGCAGCUAAAAAAUCUGCCUGCCCGUUCCAGAAUUUGCAGUACAAUUGUAUGGUAGUCCUUCCUGACACAAUUCAAGUUUGUAAAUAGAUUGCCUAUUGCCGGCAUAGUUGUAUACCCAUAGGUGCAUCCGCCUUCAUGGACGAACCUGGGAUGAAAGCGGAACAUACCAGGCGUUGUGCGUAAUUACUGGCUUCGUGUUCUUUUGUUUCGAAUAGAUCAUUCAGGCACAUAGGUUGCUUGAUUAAUG